Messenger RNA from Daphnia carinata, 4085 nucleotides. Its product is annotated as angiotensin-converting enzyme-like. Gene Ontology annotation, cellular component: plasma membrane. The record is from RefSeq and is a predicted model, not a curated record. Gene Ontology annotation, biological process: proteolysis. Gene Ontology annotation, molecular function: peptidyl-dipeptidase activity; metallopeptidase activity. NCBI's taxonomy places the organism in Eukaryota, Metazoa, Arthropoda, Branchiopoda, Diplostraca, Daphniidae.
AUAGCCUUAUCAGUGAUGGAACAACAGGGUAGAGAGAAGUACUAUAGCACUCUAGGACCUGUCAAUAAUCUACUUCACGGACGUCUGGAUUCAACUACUUCAUUCUUCGUUUGUAGCCCGAAAGAAGAAGUCGUGAUGUAUAGGACGGCCAGUUUAAGACGGCCACUGCUCCGUCUUUUGGUGACGAUUCUGCUGAUCGCCACAUCAGCAAACGCGCAGCUCAAUUCAAAUGAAGUUGAAGCCACGUUGUUCCUAGAAGAAUUGGAUCCGAUUUACUUGCGAGAGGCUAAUGCCCAAAUGAUGGCAAGAUGGCAGUACAUAACUGAUAUCACUGAAGAACACGCUCAGGCUCAAGUUGACGCCAACGUCAAGUACCUUGCGUUUCAGAAGGAGGCAUGGAUCAAUGUUACUAAAUUUGAUUACUCCAGAUUCAAUAAUGCCACUGUCAAACGAGAAUUCCAAUACCUGAACAUUAUUGGUCCGGCUGCACUUGAAGCUGAAGAUGCGCGAAGAUAUACGGAACUGUCCGAAGAAAUGGAGACCAUCUACAGUGAGGCAAAAGUUUGUAAACAGGACGAUCCCACCGUUUGCAUGCCUCUUGAACCGGACUUGACUGUGAUAAUGGCAACUUCCACCGAUUACAAUGAAUUGGAAUAUGUUUGGACCCAGUGGCGAGAAAUGGCUGGCAAACCCAUCAGGCAGCAAUACCUGGACUUUGUUGCACUCAACAACAAGGCUGCAGUUCUGAAUGGUUACGGUGACAUGGGCUCAUUAUGGAAUGAAUAUUACUUGUACGAAGGCUUCUCAGAAGAUGAAUUUAAAGCCGAAAUUGAAGCUCUAUGGCAAACAGUCAAACCACUCUACGUCCAGCUUUAUACCUACGUCAGAAGAAUAUUGUCUACCACUGUUUAUCAAGGACAAGUAGACCGAUAUGGCCGCCUUCCAGCUCACGUCCUAGGAAAUAUGUGGGCUCAAUCUUGGGGCAAUAUCGCCAAGCAUGUUAUACCUUAUCCAGAUGCUCCUUCUGUAGACGCCACACCAGAAAUGAACAACCAAGGUUAUACAGCGAAAAAAAUGUUUGAGCUUUCGGAAAAAUUCUUUGUCGAUUUGCAUUUUGACAACAUGACGCCAACUUUUUGGGAAAAGAGCAUGAUUGAGAAACCUGCUGAUCGCGAAGUGGUCUGCCACGCCUCUGCCGAAGAAUUCUUCUUCGGUCCCGGCACGAGUACUAGCGAACGAGAAGAUUGGCGCAUCAAAAUGUGUACGACAGUCACGCAAGAAGAUUUCGUUACGGUCCACCACGAAAUGGGGCACAUCCAAUAUUUCAUGAAUUACCGCAAUCAACAUUGGGUUUUCCGCAACGGUGCUAAUCCCGGUUUCCAUGAGGCAAUCGGCGAUACCAUCGCUCUGGCCGUCUCCACUCCAGCUCAUUUGAAAAAAUUGGGAUUUUUAAAGGAAACGACACCAACCAAAACACAGCCACGCAUAGACAAUCUUCCAGAGCUUCCAGCUGGAGUAUCUGAGCAAGAUCUCAACUACUUGCUAAGUCAAGCUCUAGAAAAGAUUGCUUUCAUCCCAUUCGGCUAUCUCAUGGACAAAUGGCGUUGGUCAGUUUUCGACGGUAGCACCACCGAAAGUAAUUUAAACGCGGAAUGGUGGAGAUUGCGAGAAGAAUUACAGGGAUUGAAGCCGCCGGUUUCUCGCAGUGAAUUGGACUUUGAUCCGGGCGCCAAGUACCACAUCCCGGCCAACGUUGAAUACAUUCGGUACUUUGUCAGCUACAUCGUCCAGUUCCAAUUCUACGAAUCCCUAUGUAAAGAAGCUGGCCAGUAUGACCCCAAUAAUCCUGAAUUGCCCCUUUAUAAAUGCGAUUUCGAUGGAAGCCUGGAGGCGGGACACAAACUCAAAGCUAUGCUUGAGCCUGGAUUUUCAAAACCCUGGCCGGACGCGUUGGAGGCUCUAACAGGAAGUAGAAUGAUGGAUGCUACAUCAUUAAUCACCUACUUUGAACCACUGCAAAAAUGGCUGGAAUCUGCCAACAGCAGAUCAGGUGAAUGCUUGGGAUGGGAAGGUUAUUGUGAAUCUUUUGCGGCCGAAUAUAUGGCCGGCGAAUACGAAGAAACGACGUCUUACUUGUACAAUCAAGCCACAAUCGCUGAAUGGAAUUACCAGACCAAUCUGACCGAAGCUAACGGAAUCAAUUCGACGGAGUGGAACGUUAAGGUUGCUAAUUAUCGAAAAGAAUCUUGGGAGCAAUACAUUACCCAAUUCGAAUACGAGCUGUUCGAAGAUGAAUCACUGGCACGACAGUUUGAACUGUUGCAAACGCUGGGCGUGGCCGCUCUCCCCGAGGAGGAUCUGACGAAUCGCACAAACGUAAUCAACAACAUGAACAACCAAUACAGCAGUGCCAAGAUUUGCCCGUAUCAACAGCCAUCGUGCUCUGAUGACGAGAAACUCGCCCUGGAGCCAGAAAUUGAGGAGAUUUUGGCGACGAGCACUAACUACGAUGAACUAAAUUACGUCUGGAGUGAAUGGCGUAAAGUUGCAUCCAGGCCUAUGCUUCACGAUUACGAACAGUACGUCGAAUUGAGCAACAAAGCUGCUCAAGCAAAUGGAAAAACGGACAUGUCUGUACUGUGGAAGGAACCUUACGAGACAGAGGAUUUUCAGCAACAACUGGAAAACAUUUUGGCACAAACGAAACCCUUGUUUGAGAAACUUCACGCCUUCACUCGUAUGAAAUUGCGAGAGAGAUAUGGCGAGGAGAAAAUUCCGAAGGAUAAAUCACCUAUCCCAGCUUCACUUUUAGGAAACAUGUGGGCUCAAACGUGGGAAGCCCUUUACGGUUUAUUGGAACCAUAUCCAUCAGCUGGUACUGUGGACGUCACACAAGAAAUGCAAAAUCAGAAAUGGGAUCCCACUCGCAUGUUUACAACUGCAGAAGAAUUCUAUACGUCACUCGGUCUUCUUCCAAUGCCAACCUGCUAUGGCCCAAAUUCUAUGAUCGAGAAGCCUACUGACGGCCGAGAGGUCGUUUGUCAUGCCUCUGCUUGGGAUUUCUCUGAUGGCAAAGAUUUCAGGAUCAAAAUGUGUACUGGUAUCGACAUGGCAGACCUUAUCACCGUUCACCACGAACAAGGACACAUCCAAUACGACGAACAAUACAAAGACUUGCCAGUCACAUUCAGGGAUGGAGCAAAUCCAGGUUUUCAUGAGGCGAUUGGUGACGUCAUGGCUUUGUCGGUUGCAACGCCGAAACAUUUAAGUAAAAUCGGACUUAUCAAUGACUACGUCGUAUCCCCCGAAUCGGAUCUCAAUUUCUUGAUGAGAACUGCCCUAGAAAAGGUUACCUUUUUGCCAUUCGCUUAUGUCAUGGACAACUGGCGUUGGGACGUUUUCCAAGGAAAGUAUAACUCAUCAAAUUGGAUGGAUAGAUGGAUAUAUCUAAGUGAAUACUAUCAAGGCAUCGUUCCACCCAGCAUUCGUUACGAGGAUGAUUUUGAUCCUGGAGCCAAGUAUCAUAUUGCAGCCGAUGUGGAAUACAGCAGAUAUUUUGUGGCCAACGUUUUACAAUUCCAAAUUCAUAAAGCUCUGUGUCUGGAAGCUAAAGAGUUCGACCCGAAUGAUCCGGAGAAGCCACUUUAUCGCUGCGACAUUUAUCAGAACACAGAUGCUGGAAAAAUCAUGGAAACAUUGUUGAAAGCUGGACUUUCUAAGCCGUGGAGGGAGACGUUGUACGAGGCCAUUGGUACCUCAGAGCUUGACCCUUCCGCGAUUUUGGAUUACUUCGCACCGUUGGAAAAAUACCUAGGGGAUGAGUUAUCUAAAGCGGACGAAUUGAUCGGAUGGGAAAGCACGUAUAAGAACUUUUACAAAGAUGGAGAAAGAUACCCGGUUGGCGAUAACACUGUACCGAUUAUCGUUGGUUCCAUCUUGGCCGCUUUAGUGGUCAUUGUCAUCGUUGCUUACUUCAUCGGCCGUUCACGCAACAACAAGAGGCACAAGCAGCUUCACGGGCACGACAAUCCAACGGCUGUAACGCUCGGUUAAAAGGAAACCAAACAGAAUUUUCCUCUGCUGUU